Molecule: messenger RNA, 2766 nt
Organism: Balaenoptera ricei (Rice's whale)
Lineage: Eukaryota; Metazoa; Chordata; Mammalia; Artiodactyla; Balaenopteridae
Gene: CTNS
Product: cystinosin, lysosomal cystine transporter
Exons: 12
Coding region: 337-1440 (367 amino acids)
Biological process (GO): L-cystine transport
Cellular component (GO): lysosomal membrane
Molecular function (GO): L-cystine transmembrane transporter activity
Source: RefSeq, a predicted model, not a curated record
CUUGCAGAGCUGCUGCCGGGGAAGGGCAGCAAGGCACUCGUGGAGGGCCUGGAUGAUUCUCCUCACAUCCUGCUCCUGCCCCUGGAAACAGAACAGGAUACGUUGGACAGAGCCCCAAACUGUCUUGCUGAGACGCGGGAAAACUACAGCUCCCAGGGUGCAUCGCGCCGAGACCUGUACGCCGCGGAUCAGGUGGCUCGAGUCAGGUGACUUCUGGUCCGCCCCACAUUAAGUGAAGCCGGCCGGAGGAAGGUGGUACAGUCCGAAGCGGCUCCUGCGUUCCGUCUGGUCGGUCCCCUGAGCCUAGAGGACCUCAGUUCACUGAAAUCGAGGAACAUGAUAAGGAGGUGGCUGGUUAUUUUUAUCCUUUUUCCCCUGAAGCUCAUAGAGAAAUGUGAGUCCACGGUCAACUUCUCUGUUCCUCCCACCGUGAAGCUGGAAAAUGGAAGCUCCACCAAUGUCAGCAUCUCCCUCCCGCGUCCUUUAAAUGCAACCUUGGUGAUCACUUUUGAAAUCACAUUUCGUUCAAAAAACGUUACUAUCCUUCAGCUCCCUGAUGAAGUUGUGGUCCCUCCCGGCGUGACAAAUUCCUCUUUUCAAGUGACGUCUCAAAAUGUUGGACAAGUUACCACUUAUCUGCACGGAAAUCACUCCAACCAGACCAGCCCAAGGAUACGCUUCUCCGUGAUCCACAGCAAUGUCGUCAGCAUCAUAAACCAGGUGAUCGGCUGGAUCUACUUUGUGGCCUGGUCCAUCUCCUUCUACCCGCAGGUGAUCACCAACUGGAGGCGGAAAAGUGUCGUGGGUCUGAGCUUUGACUUCGUGGCCCUGAACCUGAUGGGCUUCGUGGCCUACAGCGUGUUCAACAUCGGCCUCCUCUGGGUGCCCUCCAUCAAGGAGCAGUUUCUCCUCAAAUACCCCAAUGGCGUGAACCCCGUGGACAGUAAUGACGUCUUCUUCAGCCUGCACGCGGUCGCCCUCACCCUGGUUAUCAUGGUGCAGUGCUUCCUGUACGAGCGAGGCAACCAGCGGGUGUCCUGGCUGGCCAUCAGCUUCCUCGUGCUCUCCUGGCUCUUCACACUCAUCGCCCUGAUCAUGGCCGCAGUCAGGGCCACCACGUGGCUGCAAUUUCUCUUCUGCUUCUCCUACAUCAAGCUGGCGGUGACGCUGGUCAAGUAUUUUCCACAGGCCUACUUGAACUUUUACUACAAAAGCACCGAGGGCUGGAGCAUUGGCAACGUGCUUCUGGACUUCACUGGGGGCAGCUUCAGCCUCCUGCAGAUGUUCCUCCAGUCCUACAACAACGACCAGUGGACGCUGAUCUUUGGAGACCCGACCAAGUUUGGCCUCGGCAUCUUCUCCAUCUUCUUCGAUGUUGUCUUCUUCAUUCAGCAUUUCUGCUUGUACAGAAAGAAACCAGGGUAUGACCAGCUGAACUAGCUCCUAGGGACCCAGCGGAAACAGCCCAGGCCCUGGGCCCUGGUGGGCAAGUUUCCACCAGGAAGGCUGAAGAAGCCGUCUGGAGUGCCGGGCUGGCUCCAUGUGGAGAAGCGCUCUCUUCCUCAGGCCCAACUCCUUAAACUUGAACCAGCCUGCCUUCGUCCAGGACUCUUCCAGGCCAGGGAGGAACCUACCUCUGGGAUAGGCACCUGACUGUGUGCAGAGAUGAACGGCCAGGCCACUGGCGGCCCCUCCCAGACUCCCCAGAGGUCUCAGCCCCUCCCAGGCCUUGCUGGCCAGGCAUCUGGCCCUCCCGCAUCUUGAUGCUGCAUCUCUAUUUCCUUCAAGGCUUUGGGCAGCACACAGGGCUUCUGGCAGCCGUCCCAGGCAGGAUUGAGCACUGAGCUUGGAGCCAAAGGCCUCGCCCCAAGCAACCAGUGUUUCUGGGAGCAGCGUGAAGGACUGACCUUGCAGCUGGGAGAGCCAAGGGCGCUUUGCUGCCACUGCUGUGUUCAAAGACCAAGCAGCCAGGUGCCGUGGCCAAUAGACCCAAGGUGCUGGUGCUGGUGGCAGGGGGACUAGGACUUUGGGGUUAGGCCUUGGGGUCCCUCCUCUGAAGGCUGCAUUCUCUGAGCGCUCACUGUCCUGACACUCAUUAUACGUAAAUCCACUUCCACGACUGCAAUCACAGGUGGCCCAGGCCAGGCUGUGGUAAAGAAACAGUAUUUCUGAGCCUUGAGGUACCCAACAGAUUGGUUCAGAACCCGGCUCACAUCCAACACUCUCUGGAUCCUUAUCACACUGACGACCCUUUUGGAUUUUUCAUAGGGAUGUUUUGGAAGUGAGUGGCUUACUUUCUUCUGCUUCUGCCUAUCUCCACUUACCCAUAGUCAGGCCCCAAGCCCCUCCAACUGCUCCUUACCCUGCGUCUGGAGUACAGGACACACACACACACACCAGUCUGUGCCUUAGAUGCCUGUUAGACUUGCCAGGUGGUGAAAACAGCUCCCCUGAUGGGGAGGGCAGGCCCCCUUCCCUCACUUUCCCCAGACCCCUACCUGAGACUCACCAAUUUGUGACUGUUCAGGAGCCUCAGAUAAGGACUUAAGACCACCUCACACAAUCCUCGUGGGCCCAACCUGAUCCCAAAGCCCCUCCUUUCCCACACCAAGCAGUUGUCCUUCCUUUGGAGGAGGGGAGGGAAGGGGAGGGUCCCAGGACGUGCCUUGUACAUGCCAUGAGCUUGUCAAUCCACUGUCAUAGUUAACCACGAGAUCAACAUGAGGGGCCUCUGUCCUUAAUUAAACCUGAUUCAUUUCCUUUGCA